Messenger RNA from Trypanosoma conorhini, 1680 nucleotides. RefSeq names its product putative dynein assembly factor 3, axonemal. Gene Ontology annotation, biological process: motile cilium assembly; axonemal dynein complex assembly. Bases 1 to 1680 code for a protein of 559 amino acids. NCBI's taxonomy places the organism in Eukaryota, Euglenozoa, Kinetoplastea, Trypanosomatida, Trypanosomatidae. The record is from RefSeq and is a predicted model, not a curated record. The transcript has a single exon.
AUGAGCCACAGGUACCUCCACGACGAUAGACAGCAGUUUAUCAACGGCAUUGGCACCGAGUUGGCGUGGGGGUGGUCUCCUGCGAUUGACUUCACAGAGGUGUUGGGGCGGCGCGAGAGAGACGCGGCUGAGGACGCCGCGGGGGCCCACGAGCGGCGCGAGGACGGCGCUGAAGCCGCAACGGAGGGCGCGGCAAACGCGGACAAUGACGCUGAGGUCGACAUUGACGCCAUGAUUGCGGCGAUACGGCGGCGAUCACCGACGGAGGCGAACGGCGAGGAGGCGGAGGAGGGUGGCGGGGACGCGGUGCGUGUGCUCCUCUGCGGGGCGGGAGAUAUUCGACACAUCUUUCGCACGCUUGCAAGCCUCCACGUCAAGUCGGCGUCCAGCACGCAGCCGCCGCCGGUGUACCACUUCUACCUUUACGAGCCCAAUCUGCGGGUACACUGUCGCCAUCUUUUUUUCCUGCAGUGGUUGCUGGACAGCAUGUUCUCUUUAGACGAGCUGGAGGAGCGGGUGUUGAUGUUUCUCGAUGCGUUUGGCAACGCCCUGACGCGCGACACCACCUCCGCCCAGAGCCGCGGCGUGUCCCAGCGGCUGCUGCGCGUGCUUCGAAACGAGGACGGCGCGCUCGCCAGGCUGGUCUCCUUCACCGAGAUGAAGUCGAAGGAGCGGGACUUUGUGGAGGAGCAGAUUGUGCACUGGACGCGGGGCACGUCGCAGGCAAACAUAGAGGCAGACUGGUCGCGGCGAGUGCGCCACGAGAUGGCAGAGCGCUACGACAACCGCGAUAACAUUAUUGACUGGGACUUCAAUUUUUACCUUCGCGACUACACAAAUCUCAUCAAGCUUGCCGAGUACCGCACGUGGCGCAAUACAGGCAUUGCCUUUGACGCAACCCACAUCAACCCCCGCCGGGGGUUUACCUACACCUACUCGGUGCCGAACAAAACUCUCUGCCAUUUCAACGCCAAGGGGGUUGGAACUUACCUUGGCGACGUGAAGAAUGGCCCUUUCUUUGCGUUUGGCGCCCAGACGGCGAACACGCACAUCCGCGCAAAGACAAUUGAUGGGACAUGCAAGUACGGCAACGGCGUUGUCUCCAUGCAUAACGUGCGGGCGUGGCUCUACGGACUCCUGACGGGGCAGUCGUGGCCGUGGGGUGAUCACGCCUUUGCCUGGGACGACCCCGCAAACUACAACUACCUGCCGCCUGGGACGCCUAGCGACGUUGCCCAGCAGGCGACCUUCCCGAAGGUGCGCUUCCACUUUGUUGGGCUGGACUUCGCACGCUUCACCCAGCACAUGCGAGGGAAGCCGAAGCACAAGAGGUUUGAUUUGGCGUUUGUCGGGACGAGUUGCACGCAGCUCCUGUCACCGGACUUCUUUGAGGUCGCAAUGCGCCGCGAUGCGGUGGUGGUGGCGGAGACCGCGAAGUUUGUCCUCGACGCCCGCGACGAGGCCAAGGCGGCUUUCGUGAACAAAAUCCAAGAGUUGGCCGGGGCUGCAAACUGGGAGCAGAACGACGCCCUCACGGAUCUGCUGCAUGCGGAUCAGCCUGAGCCGCCAAAGUGCGCGAAGGACUCGCCCAGCGUGAAGGCGCAGAAGGUAGCGCUGGAGCGCCACCAAAUGCCGUACCAGCUGGCCUUGACGCGCUCUGCCGGGCCCCCAGGGGGCUGA